UGAACAUUGAACGCGUGUUAAUCACAGUUGUUCGUAAUAAUGUUUGAACACGUGCAUUUUUUAAUUAUUUAAUUAAAAAUAUUGUCAAAACAUGCAGGAAACUAUUAAAAUGGAAAUCGAUGAUAGCGUGGUGAAGAACGAAAAUAUCGAUGCUCCAGAAAUCAGCUAUGAAAAAAAGCUACGAUUUGUGAAUGCUAUUGCCAAACCCCUGGCAUCGAAGAAGUUAACCAAAAAGAUUUAUAAAUGUAUAAAGAAAGCAUCCAAAUAUAAAAAUAAUGUGCGUAAUGGUUUAAAAGACGUACAAAAACAUCUUCGUAGAGGUGAAAGAGGUUUGGUAGUAUUUGCUGGAGAUGUAUACCCCAUAGAUAUUAUGUGCCACUUACCAAUUAUAUGUGAAGACAAGGACAUUCCCUAUUGUUUCACUCCAUCGAGAAUGGAUAUUGGUGCAGCGAUGAAUAUGAAACGUGGCAGUCUUGUGGUACUCAUCACGGAAAGUUACGAAUAUCGUGAACUCUACGAUGAAAUUAAAGCUGCAAUGAAAACACUUUCUGCGCCUUUAUAAUUUAUGUAUUUAGGCUACGUUUGUAUAUUAUUUAUUU
Acromyrmex echinatior (Panamanian leafcutter ant) is the source of this 599-nucleotide messenger RNA. Its product is annotated as H/ACA ribonucleoprotein complex subunit 2-like protein. The record is from RefSeq and is a predicted model, not a curated record. Gene Ontology annotation, molecular function: RNA binding. Lineage: Eukaryota; Metazoa; Arthropoda; Insecta; Hymenoptera; Formicidae.